UCCGGCGCAUGUUUUGUAUCUCCUCCUAGCUGAGCAGGCUGACUCUGACAACUGUCAAAACACCUGUUUCAGCUAAAUAUUGUUUCAUAAAGUGUCGGUUUUUGACCCUUUUUGCCCUGUGACAACGCCUCGCCAUGCCAUAAUAAGGUGACUCACUAGCAGCCACCACAGCAGACCCAUUGUUGGGGGGGGGCAAUUCAGCAACUGGAAACGCUGACGCCUGGAAAACGGCAGAAACAGCCCACUGAGGAAGUAGUGUCAGGAGAAAGUGGCCAUUACAUGUUUUUCAUGUUUAAGGGAGUGUCAUGCCAUGAGUUUGUUGCCGUCUUGCUUCUGUACAUUGAUUGCAUGAUUGGGAGAUGUCUCGCCCCACUCCGUCCCCAGUCUACACCCUGAGGGGGGCUGGUGGGCCCCUCAACACCCUUCACUUCAGCUGCAAUGGAGGCACCACUCCUCUUCUGUUUUCUGGGUCAGGGAAGGGUGCCAUCCAUAUCUGGAACCUGAAUACUAGGAGGCCUGAGAGGAUCAUAGAGGGUCAUUCUGGUAGUUCAGUGAUAUGGGUCAGUACACGGGAGUCAGCAGAUAACCUCAUCAGUCAGGGAAGGGACAUGCAGGUCUGUCUCUGGGAUCUGGGCGAAGGCCGGAGUAAAGUGGUGGACUCUCUGUGGACUGGCAGUGUGGGAUUCUGUCAGGGCUCUUUGCUGGAGACAAACCCCGGGACCUGCCUAUUGGCCGUCGCUGGAGAACAAACAGAAGAGAUCAAGAUUUUUGAGCUUCCCAGUAAGACUCCAGUGUGCACCCUGGUACCAGAAGAUAAGCUCGGAAUGGUCAUGUGCAUCAAACUGUGGCAGCCAGAUUCAGGUGCUGGACCUCUCCUUCUGGCAGGAUACGAGGACGGCUCCCUGUUACUCUGGGAUGUAAUCCAGAGGUCCAAGCUGAGCCACGUUAAAGCCCACCCAGAGCCUGUCAUGUGCCUGACCUUUGACACCAAACGUCUGAAGGGCAUAUCAGGCUCAUCUGAGAAGAACCUCUCCUCCUGGAUACUGGACACGCAGAAUAACCUGCAGCUCCAAGACGAUGUGACUCUGGUCAACCCUGGGGUUUCCCAGCUGUGUGUCCGAGGGGACAGUAAGCUUCUGGCAUCAGCGGGCUGGGACCACCGGGUGCGAGUCUUUGGCUGGAAGAAGUUGAGACCACUGGCAGUCCUGCAGUAUCACACUGACAUGGUGCUUAGUGUGGCCUUCUCAAACCACCAGGACUCCAGACAAAGGCUACUGGCUGCUGGAUCCAAGGACCAGCGGAUCAGCCUUUGGUCAAUAUACAAUGAGGGGCCGGACACUGGUUGAGCCCCUGAAGGAACACAUUGACUCUUAUUUGGUGCUUUUUCUAACGCUAUGCCCAAAACGGCUCUCAUUGUUCACCAGUCAUCUGACACAUGGAAUCUGGGCCGUAAAUUAUGCUUUGAUAAAUUUAUUUCUUAAAAACUUGACUCGAGUUUUUCUAGUUAAAAUUAUACUACACUAUAGAAAAACCCUAACAGCUAUAGAGUCAGAGCUCAUCUGUUGAAUACUUAAAUGCACUGCAUAGAAUUUCUGCCGCUUAUAGGCCUCCCAAUCAAAACAAUAACAAAAUACAUAGUUUGAUGACGUGAAGCAGGAUGGCAUCAUGGGAAUUGUUUUGCCAUCAUUUGCUGUAAAAAUCUAUCUCAGGCUGAAAUAAUGUUUAGAGAUGAGGUAAUAGAGUUUUAUUUACGUCAUAUUAGUUAUGAUUAUUAAUAAAGCUAUGACACCACUGACAAAUGACAUGCACUGGUAGACUCAAUAAAAUAACACUUCACGGAGUUUGGUAACAUGUGAUAGGACAUAUAACAGAACUAAUUUUAAGAUAUUUUAAUGCAGAAAUGUUACAUGUAGUGUCUUUUUUGGCACAAACUGACUGUUAAAACUUUAAUGCAGUGGCCUGUGCAUGUUAUUGUUUUGACUGAUCUGAUAAGAGAUUUGCUCCAAUGGACUUCAGCUUGAGGCACCUGAGUAGCUAUGUAAUCCUGUGUUGUUAUUCCAGCAGGUUUCAGCUUAACACAGACCCUUCUGCCUGACCUGAGCUGCAUUUGUCAAACAAGGUUAAUCACAGCAGUGACAUAGAGAACUUUAGACUGUUGGUUAAAUGAACUGUCUCUCUUUUCUAUUACUGUAACUUGUGUGUUCUUUUUUGGGUUUUUUUAAGAAAGUGUUGCCUCUUUGCAAAGUCAGAUGGAAAUUAAAACCUGCCUGUACCAUGCCAAAUAUAUAAAAUAAGGUAUAUAAAUGUCCCUGAUGUUAGAAGUGGUCGGUGUUUAUAGAUUAAAACUUAGCAUUAGCUCA
Molecule: messenger RNA, 2360 nt
Organism: Sphaeramia orbicularis (orbiculate cardinalfish)
Lineage: Eukaryota; Metazoa; Chordata; Actinopteri; Kurtiformes; Apogonidae
Gene: gnb1l
Product: guanine nucleotide binding protein (G protein), beta polypeptide 1-like
Exons: 8
Coding region: 360-1346 (328 amino acids)
Molecular function (GO): protein binding
Source: RefSeq, a predicted model, not a curated record